AUGCUUGAUGAGAACGCGACGACUGUUGACCCUCGAGGUCUGGCGCGUCUUCUGAUUGGCGUGUCCAUAUUCUUUCUCAUUCCAACUGCCAUCGUUGUUGUUUUACGUUGUUUUAUUCGAUUGAAACAUGUUAUGUUUGGACUUGAUGAUGGGCUUAUGCUUAUAGGAUGGUUACUGCACGUCAUUUUCACUGGAGUUGGCCUUCGUGCUAUUUAUGCAGGUGUGGGGACAAAGGACAGGGAUUUAAAUGACUUUCUACAGGUCGAUGGACGCAAGUGGAUGUGGAUUGGCGAAAUGCUCUACAAUUUUUCCCUAAUUCCUCUCAAGUGCUCUAUCUGUGUCACCCUGCUACGCAUUGCCGUAACCAAGGUCCACCGUACUAUUGUCUGGAUCACUCUCAUUUUCACCCUAGCCACAAUGAUAUACAGCUUCAUUGCCGUCUCAGCUGCAUGUAAACAUAUCGAGAACAACUGGGAUGAUCGCGGAGAAUGUUCAGUACCCGUGUUGAUGACCGCAGCAUACGUCGGAUCUAUCAGCGCUAUCAUAUCUGAUUGGACCUGUGCUAUCCUGCCUGGAUUUAUGCUAUACAAGUCCAACAUGAGAAAGGCCACCAAGGUUUCUGUCACUAUCAUACUUGGGUUGGCUGCAUUGGCAUCACUGUGUACCAUCGUUCGACUCCCAUACUUGAAAGCCUUUUCCCAACCCCACAACUACUUAUACAAUAUGGCACAUAUUAUCCUCUGGUCCACUCUUGAAUCAGGGAUUGGAAUAGUCGCUGGCUCAUUACCUGCACUCCGCAAGCUUGCCAGUUCCCGCUUCCAUUUCAAUUCGUCCACAGAUAGCUCCCCAGCUUUCGUCACAUCAUUUUCUGGCAUUAACCGAGCUGUCAUCACAUCCCAGGCAGCGCCAGCACGCCGUAGUUACAGAGGCGAAGUGGGUGACGAUUGGGAGCAACUCGAUGAUAUUGAGGGCACGUCAAGUCAGAAGAUUCAUGUCAAGGUCGAUUUCGAAAUGCAUACCCUAGAGAGACCAGAAGGCUCACAGAUGUCGCAUGGAUCUCGUGAAGAUCUAGUCCACCCAUGA
This is a messenger RNA of Fusarium venenatum, 1083 nucleotides long. RefSeq lists its product as uncharacterized. The record is from RefSeq and is a predicted model, not a curated record. NCBI's taxonomy places the organism in Eukaryota, Fungi, Ascomycota, Sordariomycetes, Hypocreales, Nectriaceae.